Tribolium madens (black flour beetle) is the source of this 1442-nucleotide messenger RNA. It is a transcript of the gene ICA69, whose product is annotated as islet cell autoantigen 1. Bases 100 to 1302 code for a protein of 400 amino acids. Gene Ontology annotation, cellular component: Golgi apparatus. The transcript has a single exon. Gene Ontology annotation, molecular function: protein domain specific binding. Gene Ontology annotation, biological process: regulation of transport. Lineage: Eukaryota; Metazoa; Arthropoda; Insecta; Coleoptera; Tenebrionidae. The record is from RefSeq and is a predicted model, not a curated record.
ACAAUUCGUUGACAUAAAUGUCAAAUGUCAUGUCAAUCAUUUUGAUUUUUGCGUGUAGACACGCAUUUAUGUUUUAAAUAAAUUUAAAAUAGUGUUUAAAUGAUGCAACAUCAGUAUUGGGUGACAAAAAAAAGUGUUUUACGUAAAUUAGGCGGCAAGGAAGACGAAUGUAUUGUGUCAUCAGACGCCGAGCUCGAUGCAAAACUCGAACUCUUCAAAUCUAUAAACGAUAGCUGCGUUCAGUUACAACGAGUCAUAGAUUUGUACCAAGAAAGACUUUGUUACUUAGCCCAGGAGGAGAACGCCCUCGGUCGAUACUUGAAAGAAUACGGCAAAAACGAGAAAAAUGCCAGUGCGGGCCAAAUCAUGUCAACAGCUGGCAAAGCUCUGGCUUAUACAGGCCACCAAAGGCUCACCGUGCGGCCCCCUCUGGUACGUCUGCACCACGAAGUGGAGACAUUCCGCGGACGCGCCAUCUCAGACACCCGUACCACUGUAGUAGAGAUGGAAAAAGCUCGAACGGAAUAUCGCGCCGCUCUAAGUUGGAUGAAAUCAGUCUCCACUCAGUUGGACCCCGAUACCGGGUAUGGCCUCGACCGGUUUCGCAAGGCACAGUCCUACGUAAAAAGCACCAAGACAAAAUUUGACCGACUAACGCUAGCUUGUCUCCAGAAAGUCGACUUACUCGCCGCUGCGCGAUGCAACAUGUUCUCGCAUGCACUCGUGCCCUAUCAGGGGGCUCUGGCCACGUUCGCGGCCAAAGCAACCGAGACUCUCACGCUAGCGGCCAAUAAAGUAGGGGACGUGCAACCAUACGAUUUCAGCGCAAUUUCGGAACUGGCAACACCGCAACAUGAAAAAGACAAAGAAACGUUUUUCAACGCAGAGUACACCGACAAAGAAUCGGAAAAGACGGCCGAGAAGGAAGAAUCUCAAGACUUACAAGUGUCGAAUUUGCUGGGAGAAGAAUUCUCACUUCCGGCUCCGGAACUGGAGCCUCCCGUCCAAGAUGGCUCAAAUCCGAGUUCGGCCUUGCUUGAUUUGUGUUGGCCCAACAACAGUGAUUUCCUCGGGGGCGAUUUUAUGCCGUCGAAGCUCAUACAGGAGGGGAAUUUUGAUUUUAGCCAAUUAGAGGUUGGGAAGACGGACGACAAUACCAAAGAAAACGAUAAGCCAAAGAAAGUAUCUGGCAAAGGGAACGAGAAAAGUGGGACACAAAUGUCGUGGCUGAGUUUGUUUGCAGAAUUAGAUCCGUUGGCCAAUGCCGACCAGGAGUUGACCAAUUCGGGCGAUAGGGCGUAAUGGUCUGAACUACGAUGUCUUAUUUUUAAGUAUAUACACAACCUUGCAUAAUGUAUAUAACAUUCCUUUGUGAUUUUUUGCACUAGUCAUAACCAAAUUGCAUUGUUUAAACCUAUAUGAAUAAAUAUUCAUGAAAGUAA